UGUCCCUGAGCUCUUCAGCUCAAGGGUGGAAGAUGUCUAUGGAUGUGACAUUUCUUGGGACGGGAGCAGCAUAUCCAUCCCCAACCCGGGGUGCCUCUGCUGUGGUCCUUCGGUGUGAGGGCGAAUGCUGGCUCUUUGACUGUGGGGAGGGGACACAGACACAGCUUAUGAAAAGCCAGCUUAAAGCAGGGAGAAUCACCAAGAUCUUUAUCACGCACCUCCAUGGAGACCACUUUUUUGGCCUUCCUGGCCUCCUCUGCACAAUCAGCCUGCAGAGUGGCUCUACUGCCACUAAACAGCCUAUUGAAAUCUACGGCCCUGUAGGGCUUCGGGACUUCAUCUCGCGCACCAUGGAGCUCUCUCAUACUGAGCUGGUCUUUCCUUAUGUGGUCCAUGAGCUGGUGCCAACUGCCGAUCAGUGUCCUCCAGAAGAACUGAAAGAAUUUUCAUAUGUGGAUAAAGCAGAUGGUUCUCCCAAAGAAGGACAAGGAAGAACUAUCCUGUUAGACUCUGAAGAAAACUCCUACCUUCUGGUUGAUGAUGAACAGUUUGUUGUAAAAGCAUUCCGCCUCUUCCACAGAAUUCCUUCCUUUGGGUUUUCAGUUGUGGAAAAGAAACGCCCAGGUAAACUCAAUGCACAGAAGCUGAAAGACCUUGGUGUUCCUCCAGGCCCUGCCUAUGGAAAGCUGAAAAAUGGAAUUUCUGUGGUUCUAGAAAAUGGGGUUACAAUUUCUCCUCAAGAUGUGUUAAAAAAGCCUAUUGUUGGGAGAAAAAUCUGCAUAUUGGGUGACUGUUGUGGGGUUGUGGGUGAUGGAGGCAUGAAGCUGUGCUUAGAAGCAGACUUGUUGAUUCACGAGGCGACCCUGGAUGAUGCCCAAAUGGACAAGGCAAAGGAGCAUGGCCACAGCACCCCCCAGAUGGCAGCAACGUUUGCAAAGCUGUGCCGGGCAAAGAGGCUCGUUCUGACUCACUUCAGUCAGAGGUACAAACCAGUUGCCUUGGCCAGAGAAGGAGAAGCAGAUGGCAUUGCAGAGCUGAAGAAGCAAGCAGAGUCAAUAUUAGAUCUCCAAGAAGUAACUCUAGCGGAAGAUUUUAUGGUGAUUGGCAUUCCAAUCAAGAAAUGAAACCAGCGUUCCUAAAUGUAUGUUGCCAUGUCUGUGAAUGUGUUACCAACCAGAUUUUUGGUUUGGUUUUUGUGUGUGUGUGUGUGUGUUGGUCUGAGUAUCUAUCUGGGUCUUAAUAAUCCUGAAAGGAUUGAGCUGCAUUGCUGAACUGACUCGGUAAGGAGAGGGAACAGAUGAAAAAAAUCCAGCACCCUUCGUAAAGUGCAAAAUGAUAGAUUUGACAAAAUGGUACAUUUUUACUUCCCUCUUUUAGCUACUAUCACAGAUAGCAGCCAGUAUUCUGUGCAAUCCUGGGCUUAGCUUCUGCCCAACUUUAUUGCUCUUAUUGGCCAUGUGUCCAGGACCUGGCUGUCUUAACUAAAAAUGUUAUUUUGGUAGUUUGUGUUAAAUCUGUUCGUAUAAUUAACAGCAGAGAGAAAAGUGUAAUGAGAUACUGUACAUGCUGUAUCUCUAGUAGUUUGACAAUGGCUUUGCUGGAAUACUGACUACAUGGUUGAAUUCGAUGUUUAUCUUAGUAUUUUUGUGAACUUCCUGGUGGUUCUUAACCUGUGCUUCUCAGAUGGGUGCUCUCUUUAGGAAUCUGGCAGCAGUGGAGACAUUUCCUGGUCACAGUGACCCAAGGGGUGGUGGUGGUGGUACUGCUGUACAAACUACUAGCUGGUUUGUACAGUAAAGAUUUAGCUCCUCCCAAAUUGCAAAUAGCAGGCCUGUUGAGAUAUUCAAAUUAAAACUUACACUCCAAUGUCAAUAUACCUUACCAAAGUUAGUGACAUAAUGAGUUGAAUUACUACAUAAAUCAAAUUCUACAGUGGAUCUUAAAGCGUGGAUACUUGAGAAUUGAAAUACCAUGUCAAAUGUUUCAAGGUAUGAGUCAUCAAGUGAAGUUUAUGAAUGUGAACGCAAAAAGUUGUAUCAAACAGGUUUAAUUUACGUGUCUCUUUAAUAAUUCUUUGUUCUUUUGUUUACCGUUGUUGUAUUUCCCAGAAUGUGUUCUCUGAAAAGCUAGUAUAGCAUGCUGAUGCAUUCAAAAGGCUCCUUCCUCACACUGGUUUGGGGAAGUGUUAACGCUGUGUGCUCCCCUGGGACAGGGCUAGUGCCCUGCAACAUUUUUUAAAUGGCAGUACUUGUAAUGCUUAAGAAACUGGUUUUGGGGCUGGGAAUGUGGCUUAGUGGUAGAAUGCUUAUC
Dipodomys ordii (Ord's kangaroo rat) is the source of this 2310-nucleotide messenger RNA. It is a transcript of the gene Elac1, whose product is annotated as elaC ribonuclease Z 1. The record is from RefSeq and is a predicted model, not a curated record. Gene Ontology annotation, molecular function: 3'-tRNA processing endoribonuclease activity. The transcript has 4 exons. Gene Ontology annotation, cellular component: nucleus. Lineage: Eukaryota; Metazoa; Chordata; Mammalia; Rodentia; Heteromyidae. Bases 33 to 1124 code for a protein of 363 amino acids.